AUGAAUGACACAUCUUUCCCAAAGGCUGAUCUACAAAAAGAGCAGCUGGACCAGAAAUACAGCAAGGUGAAGUACGUCCAAAUAGUUCGUAAUUGGCAGAUGCAGCCAGAGUUCGCUGUGUCCCUGGCUGAGUAUUCCAAGCCUGGGCUUGGAGGGUCCAGCAAACCCAGAACUGAUGACAUGGAUGUCCCUGCUUUGAAGACCAGAAGACAGCAAAGAAAAGCAUCCAGCACACGUCCGGAGUGCAGCAUCAUGCAGGAGAUUGAAGAGGAGCGCAGCCAGUGCUUGGCAGACCUUGUUGGGGAUAACCAGACUUCAGGUUGCAGAAGGCAGUGGGACAACAUCACGUGCUGGCCUGAAGCGGAGGUGGGAGAAGUUGUGGUACGGCCAUGCCCGAAGUAUUUCAGAUUCCUCACCACUUUUCUCGGGAACGUGACCAGGAAUUGUACAAGCCAGGGCUGGACAGAUGUGUACCCUGCGCCGUAUGCCAUAGCUUGUGGAUAUGAUUCCAACAACACUCCAGGGGAAGAGCAAACGGCAUUCUAUGGCACAGUCAAGACCGGCUACACCAUUGGACAUACUUUAUCGCUCAUUGCUCUCACGGCUGCUAUGAUCAUUUUAUGUCUCUUCAGAAAACUACACUGUACUCGAAAUUAUAUUCAUAUGCACCUCUUCAUGUCCUUCAUAAUGAGAGCCAUUGCAGUCUUCAUAAAAGAUGUCAUCCUAUUUGAAAGCGGAGAAUCUGAACACUGCUUUGUGAGUUCAGUAGGCUGCAAAGCCAUGAUGGUUUUCUUCCAGUACUGCGUCAUGGCCAACUUCUUCUGGCUCCUGGUGGAGGGGUUGUAUCUUCACACCCUGUUGGUCAUCUCCUUCUUUUCAGAGAGGAAGUACUUUUGGUGGUACAUCUUGAUUGGCUGGGGUGCCCCCUCCGUGUUCAUCACUGCUUGGACUAUUGUCAGGAUUUACUUUUUCGAUGUUGGGUGCUGGGAGGAAGUAGUGGAAUCCCCAUUCUGGUGGAUCAUUAAAACUCCUAUUUUGGUGUCUAUUUUGGUGAACUUCAUUCUCUUCAUUUGCAUCAUCCGUAUCUUAGUCCAGAAGUUGCAUUCCCCAGACGUUGGACACAAUGAAACCAGCCAAUAUUCGAGGCUGGCCAAGUCCACCUUGCUGCUGAUCCCUCUCUUUGGCAUUCACUACAUCAUGUUUGCUUUCUUCCCCGACAAUUUCAAAGCAGAAGUUAAGCUGGUCUUUGAGCUCGUGGUUGGGUCAUUCCAGGGAUUUGUGGUGGCUGUUCUGUACUGUUUUCUCAAUGGGGAGGUCCAAGCUGAGCUGAAGCGAAAGUGGCGGAGGUGGCAUCUGGAGAGGUUCCUGGGCUCGGACAUGAAGUAUCACCACCCUUCCUUAGGCAGCAACGGCACCAACUUCAGCACCCAGAUCUCCAUGCUGACCAAGUGCUCACCAAAGACACGCCGGUGCUCUGGCUUCCAGGCCGAAUUCUCUCUGGUGUGA
Molecule: messenger RNA, 1506 nt
Organism: Gymnogyps californianus (California condor)
Lineage: Eukaryota; Metazoa; Chordata; Aves; Accipitriformes; Cathartidae
Product: vasoactive intestinal polypeptide receptor-like
Exons: 14
Coding region: 1-1506 (501 amino acids)
Biological process (GO): cell surface receptor signaling pathway; adenylate cyclase-modulating G protein-coupled receptor signaling pathway
Cellular component (GO): plasma membrane
Molecular function (GO): G protein-coupled peptide receptor activity; vasoactive intestinal polypeptide receptor activity; peptide hormone binding
Source: RefSeq, a predicted model, not a curated record